Messenger RNA from Cercopithifilaria johnstoni, 1116 nucleotides. The record is from the annotation of a GenBank genome assembly. NCBI's taxonomy places the organism in Eukaryota, Metazoa, Nematoda, Chromadorea, Rhabditida, Onchocercidae.
AUGAUCAAUGUAUUUUUUUUUAGCAAGAAACCAGUGCCAUCAAAUCACGACGAUAAAAGACGAAGUGACCGAAAUGUAAGCGCGGUUAAGCGAAAGUUAUAUUAUUCUCGACCACAGCUUCAAACUUCUGCCCUUGUUUAUUGUGCAUUACAGGUUGUGUUUAUGGCAUUCUUGUUCAGUUACAAUGGUGUUAGUACUGGUGAUGUUUUAUUGCCUGUUUUAUCGUGGAUAUCAGAACAGUCUCAAAAGCUUCCACUGAUUGAAAGUAUCACUGACUUUGCUCGUCAGUUGUUGGAUAAUCUACUUUCUUUAAUUAACGAAAAAGAUUUCAAAACUUCGACGUCUCCAACCAAAAAAAGUCAUACAAAACAAAAAGUGGAUACAAGUAAUAUUAUAUUUAUGGAGAAAGUUGAUGAUAGUCUACCAGUCUUGACAAAGGAACAAUUAUCUUUCUUCGAUGGAACGCGUCCAUCCAAGGGAACAUAUCUCGCUAUAUUAGGUCGUAUAUACGAUGUUCAAAAAGGUGCCAGGCAUUAUGGUCCGGACGGUUCAUAUCAUUUCUUUGCUGGUCGUGAUGCAACGCGUGCAUUCGUCAGUGGCGAUUUUACCGAAAAGGGUCUGGUGGAUGAUAUUGAAGGUUUUGGUGAUCAAGAUCUAUUGGGUGUACUUGACUGGAUCAAAUUUUAUGAAAAAGAUUAUGAUCUCGUCGGUUAUCUGCAGGGAACGUACUAUGAUGCUUCUGGCAAACCAACUUCACGUUUAAAAGAAGUAAUUAAAUUGAUAGAAAAUGCCCUUAAUUGGAAAGAUAUUCAAACCGAAGAAACAAAAAUUUUUCCACCUUGUAAUUCUGAAUGGCAAAAAGAUGUUGGUGGCAGAGUAUGGUGUUCAAAGAAAAGUGGUGGCAUCGAAAGAGAAUGGGUUGGAGUACCAAGAAAACUUUUUGAUACGAAAUCGAAAUCUUACAGAUGUGCAUGCGUGAAGAACUUUGGUGCUCCUCUUUCAAGGUUUCCUGGGAUGAAUAAAAAUAGCGGACAUGGAGAUUUAGAGAAUCCAAGUCUGAAGGAAUAUGAAGGUUGCAAAUCGACAUCGACUUCUUGUCGGAAUAACAGUUCUUAG